Messenger RNA from Musca domestica (house fly), 2231 nucleotides. RefSeq lists its product as uncharacterized. Lineage: Eukaryota; Metazoa; Arthropoda; Insecta; Diptera; Muscidae. The record is from RefSeq and is a predicted model, not a curated record. The transcript has 6 exons. The coding region runs from base 259 to 2019 and encodes 586 amino acids.
GUUUAGUCAACGUCCGGCAUUUAAAUACAAACGACGCGAAGAGAUACGGCCAUCAUAAUUUAAAUAUAAUUCUCGAAACGAAUAUUGCAUAUACUUGUAUACAUGUUCCGACCACAACAAAAUAUAUAGUAAAGAAUUUAGAUAAAAAUCAAGGCAAAAUGGAUUAACUUUGAGAAAAUAUACGGAAUUUGUAGAAUAUUUUGGUUAAGAUAAUAUCUCUUAGAAUCCAUUGGAAAAGCCUUUCAAAACAGUGCAAAAAUGACGUCACCAAAGGUAAACAAAACAAUUGUAAGUGCCGACGCAGUGCUCACCGAUUGGGAUGGCCAUAUAGCUUUGAUGGAACAACCCGAUUUAUCCACAAUACCACCAUAUAAUGGCAAUAGCCCUAAUGGUCAAAAUACUAAAACCGAGGAAUCGAAGGAAAACAAAGAAACCAAUGGUGAUAAAGAAAAUGGAUAUGCACAGCAACAGAUGGGUGCGUCAAAAGAAAGUGAUAGUGAAUCAAGUGAUAGCAUCCAAUCGAUGUCAUUGAAAAGUGAAGAUGAGGCGAAAAGUUCUGAUUCCGAUGGACCUGCCUGCUCUACAAAACCUGUUGCCUACACAAGUCUGAGUACUAGUACUUCGGAGGGUCGUGAGACCUUGGGAAUAACUACGGUUUUGGGUCGUCACACCAGCACAGAUGCAAUUAGCCGGCCACCACUCUCACGUGGCGGUUCAUUUUAUCAUCCCCUGACAACAGGGUCUUCCAUUGUGGCUGUCAGUAUGACUGAGAUUUUAAAUGAAGACUAUCAGAAUGAACCGACCUCGGCCAUACUGGACUAUUGUAAGCGGACGUUCUUACGCCCCUACAUGAUCAUUUUAUCGCUGGUUGGUCUAAAUCCCAUAUCGACGGACACCACCAAAUGUCGUUCAUUUUUAAGUUAUUUUCAGUGUCUCAGCCUGGUGGUCGUCCUGAUAUUCGGUUAUUUUCUCCAGUAUUUGUCAUCGUAUCGCGGUGAUCGUGGCUUUUCAACAAAUCUCAAGAGUCUUCAUUUAACCGAUGAAAAUGCCUCUCUGGCAUCUCAGCCGGAUUACAAUGCCUCACAAACAAUUGGUGAAUUGAUUUUUGGCUAUGUCAUACCAUUUUUGCUGGAUUUGGCCGGUUAUGUGUCGGCCAUCAUAUGCUGCAAGUUCAUUGACCAGGAACAACUGCAGAAUCUAAUCGAACGCACAUUUCUCAUGUCAAUGCAACCGAAACGUUUGUGUCGCAUCCUUUGGCUGCACAUUGCCUUGGCUUUCAUCAUUUUUGGCUGCCUCUAUGCAUACGUCGUUCCGGUGGUGGUGAUGCAGCCCACCAUUAUCAAGGUCAAGUGGUUGUCUCACAUGGAAACUGAUCUGGGGCUAUCUGUAAAGAUACUUCUCUUACUCACAAUUGCUGCUCAAGAUAUUAUAGAGAUCAUCAUAUUGAGUAGCUACUGUAUCGAGUGUUAUCUGCUGAAAAUCCAUUUGAUGACUCUAUCACAAAAGUUGCUGCUGCAUUCAAUAGACUCUCUGGAUUGGAUGAGAGAAAUUCUGGAAUUUCGUAAACUAUUGGAUCGCCUCAACAACCAUGUCUCCAUACCGGUGUGCUUUUUCAUUGUCAUGAAUUUGGCAUAUGCCUUUGCCGGUUUCAUUUUUAUGUUCAAAGAUUUCGAUUUCCAUUAUUCAGCAUUGAAAAUUGUUAUUUUGAAUUUUAUAAAUGUGGUGCUGUGGCUGCUGCUGGGCCUAAUGCCAUUCUUUAUGGCCUCGUCGCUGACACAUGCCUGUCAAACGGUCAAAGGCAAUGGACAUUUUCUGCGUGUCCGACCAUUCCUAUAUCACAAUACCUCAACAGAUGAUCUCAACUCGAUGCUAAUGUUUGCCUCAACGCUGGAUAUGUCUGCGAAACUAUUCCGGAUGCCAAUACAAUCGAAUUAUCUAUGUUUUGCCAUAUUGGUGUUAUCAAUUGUGGUGCUAACGAUGGGAAUGUGUUUCAAUUUGAGUCUCUUGGGAAUGUUUUAGAGAUGAAUGGAUUGCGCUUUCUUUUUCAUAAAAACUGUGUUUAUUUUGUUAUUUCGGAAUAGAAUAAGUAUUAUGUUUUGCUAAACACAUUUCCUCUCAUUGUAUAUAUGUAUAUGUAUGUAUGUUUAGUAAAGCAAAGUGAUAUAUUUUACAAUACAAAUAUGUUAAGUACAAAUAAAAGAAAUACAAAUUGAAAAAAGUGCGCACAUGCA